This is a messenger RNA of Blepharisma stoltei, 966 nucleotides long. NCBI's taxonomy places the organism in Eukaryota, Ciliophora, Heterotrichea, Heterotrichida, Blepharismidae. The record is from the annotation of a GenBank genome assembly.
AUGGAUCGUCAUUUAAAUCUCCUGAGCGUGAAAUCUAAAGGCUCCCCAAGAUUUAUUUUUAAAAGAAAAGAUUUAAAACUUCCUAUUAAGGGUAGGACAGAUUCCGAACAUGAUUUACAAAGUCCCAAGUCCCCUACACAAGUUCGAACGCCUCGAAAAAAGAUUUCUCUUGCAAUCCCGACUUCUUUAGACCUUCAAGAUAUCCCUGCAGCUUCUGCUGAAGAGCAACUUGAAAUUUGCCCUUUUAAGCUAAAACUUUCUCCUCGGCAGCAAGCUCACAGUCCUACUUGCCUUUCAGAGAAAGAUCUAUUCGAAAGAUGAAACAAAGUGAAUCAAAAACUAGAGCAAAUUAUAAGCCUAAAACCAUCUCCAAGCAUGAAAAGCUCAAACAUUAAGGAGCAAAGCAUAAAGGCUUAUCAGUCUUGAUAUAACAUAAGAGGAAACCCAACCUUAAACUCAAGUGAAUCAGAGCCAGACAGUGAGGUCCCGCCUGCUCAGUCUCCUCCAGUCAGCACCAUAUGGAACGACAAGACAGCUUUGCAUGUAAAAAAAUGCUUCGCAGACAUUGCAGGAAAAAUCGACGAGAUGAACAUGAAUACAGAACUUUUGAAAGUAAAAACUCAAAACCUUGUGAGAAAAUAUGGUGGUGACGAAUUUUGGAAAGAAUUUAUUGAAUCUUUGUACCAAAAAAUAAUGUCUCCUGACUAUGGACUUGACAAGUAUUUUAGCUCGUCAAAUUUGGAGAUGAUCACGUGGGGGAUGUUUCAGGUUUUUAACGGCUGUGCGACAAUGCAGUUCCGAAGAAGAAUCAAGGCAGCACAUAUUAAUAUGGGAAUUACAGAAAAAGAGUUUAACACUUAUUGUGAUCUUUUUGAAAGUACACUAGUUGAAUUUGGAGUCGAAGAGAGGGAUAAAGUUGCAAUAAUGUCCCAAAUCAGGUCGAUGAAGUGUCUUAUAUGCAGAUAA